GAGUACUGAAUCACAUGAGUUAUAAUUGGAUUUUUUUAUUGAAGACGGUAGUUCAAGAAAAAUACGUUAGAUGUAGCUAAACAAAGUUUUUAAACAAUUUGUUUGCCGUUUUGAUGCAAUAAAAUAUUUUUACAAUCACAAUAUCAUAUAUUGUAAAAGCAGUAAUAAAAUUCCUUUACCUUAUUUUGAAAGAAACUAAUACUAAAUCGAAAUGUAUUUUAAAAUCAUAGUGUUUAAUUUUUUAUCAGCUACAUGCUUUUGUGUUAAAGUGGACAUGCAAGCAACAGUAAGUCUUGGUAAAGAUGUUAUACAGACAAUAAGUAAAUUUUUAGGCGAUGGCAUCCUUCCGUUAAAUACCAGACGAUUCUUAUCACCUAUGCAAGAGGACAAGAUCACAGAAAUGGUUAAAAUGUCGUUACUAUGCCGCGAUUUAGGCUUUUGUCAAGGUGAACUUCGAAAAUUCAUUGAUGAAUUUGUAAUAAUGCAAGCAAAAGGCAUUGAGAACAUACUUACCACAUUGGUGCCUAAAAUUUUUAAUCGCGACAUCUAUGAUCAGCAGUUAAAACAUAUCUUAGGUCAAGUGAGAUUUAUUUUAAAAGAAGAAAGCUUAUCUGACAAAGACGAAAUUAACAUUUGGUUUGAUACAGUAAAGAAAAUAAGCGCUAAAUUUCAAGAAAUGGCACUGCAAUGUCUUUCACAGUUAAGUAAUAUUGUGUAUGAUAUAGAUAAAACCAUCUAUCAAAAAUUGUUGUUGGCAAAUGUUAUUAUCGAAAUGAAGUACUUAUUAAAAUUAUGUGCUAUCAACAACAUUUGUGUUAAAUCAUACGAAUGCAGCACUAGUUUGAAUUCUUUAUUAGAGCAUUUAAUAACUAUGAAAGACGAAAAGGCCAGGCUUUUUAUCAAGUACGUCUACGAAGCGUUAUAUAAAACACAUUUUUUUAGUUCCUUAACUGAAACGACAGCUCAUGAAUUCCAAGUUAUUCUAAAUGACAUGGCAUAUUCAAGUAACGUACCAACUCAAGAAAUAUUGUCUGUGGUACAAAAAAUUGUUGGAGCUCGCGUAAAAUUUGUCACAGAUAAUACAGACGAAAAACUGUCUCUUGAUAGUCUAUUGCUUCAUGAAAUUUUAUCAGACUUAGAUAAUAUUUAUUGUGGGAAAUCCAAUCCGUUUGCUGAGUUUUUAAAUCAAUUUUUCAUAUGGAUUGUUCGGGAUGGCGAUUUUGGCCUAAGUAAGCAUAUACGGGAACUUUUGACAGAAAUCGGUAAGGACCUGUCAAACACGCCGAAAGAAUUAUUUGAUAAGUUAUCGCGUGAAGUAAGAUUAUUUUUGGAGAUGACUGUGGAUCCGGAAUAAAUAAAAAAGAUAAUAAUAAGUGCGCGCAGAAAUGUUA
Molecule: messenger RNA, 1391 nt
Organism: Pieris brassicae (large cabbage white)
Lineage: Eukaryota; Metazoa; Arthropoda; Insecta; Lepidoptera; Pieridae
Exons: 2
Coding region: 212-1354 (380 amino acids)
Source: RefSeq, a predicted model, not a curated record